This is a messenger RNA of Ruditapes philippinarum (Manila clam), 3184 nucleotides long. RefSeq names its product ankyrin repeat and SOCS box protein 8-like. Lineage: Eukaryota; Metazoa; Mollusca; Bivalvia; Venerida; Veneridae. Bases 248 to 1345 code for a protein of 365 amino acids. Gene Ontology annotation, molecular function: protein binding. The transcript is spliced from 3 exons. The record is from RefSeq and is a predicted model, not a curated record.
UAAUUCAUAAGGUCAUUGUGGCUUAUGUCAAAUGUGAUCCGAGUAGGGGUUUAAAUAUUUUAUUUUCAAACGCUUUUGAUAGUAAUCGAACAUGCGUUGAAAGAACUCACUGUACAAAAUGAAGUAGAAAAAAAACCUACACGAGAUUACUCUGGAUUUUUUAUAACAGCCAGUUAUCGUACAUUUGUAUAAAGAAAUAAUAAUUUAUUAAUGUAUUGAAUUAUUUACAGAAGCUGAGAAAAUAAAGAUGGAAUUUAUCGAUACAAAAGCUUCACCAGAAUAUGCUCUACAGUGUAUUAAAUGGUGCAUAGAAAAUCUGGAAUCAAAAGCUUUAGAGGAACAUCUCAAACUACACAAACAUCUUCUCAAAGCUGAACUCGUUUCUUUGUUGCUCGAUGUUUUUGCAAAGGGCAAGGUUCAGUGUAUGAAGCUAAUGCUGUCUGCAAUGGACCAGGAUAUUAGGAUAGCAAACCGCCAAAAAGACAAUGUAUAUUUACUGCAUAAGUUGCUAUGUAGUGCAGUGAAAAUAGGAGACAACGAUAUAGUUAAAGACCUAAUUGAUAAAGGUGCUAAUGUGAAUGGAUUGUUCAAUGGAAAGCCAAUCUUGCACUUAGCAGCUAGUUACGGAUUUACGGACGUUGCUGCAUAUUUAGUUAAAGCAGGAGCAGAUAUACACAGUGUUGACAAACGGGGAGAUAAUGUUAUACAUUCAAUUAUAUCAUCUAAACUCACGAACAAGGCUGAUACAAUAAGGCGAGUUGUUUCAAUUGGUGCAAACCCUCUAGUCAAGUCUUCUGCAGGAAGAUUGCCAAUCCAUCUUGCCGCAAAGGAUGCACCAGAGGUUCUAGUUGAACUUAUACGAGACGGACUAGACGUCAAUGUGCCUGAUGAUAUCAAUAGUGACACCCCUCUGCACAUUGCUUGUAGUGCCGCCUGUCGUGAAACUAUUUUGACUCUCAUACAGUCUGGAAGUCGCUUUAAUGCAGAAAAUCUCAAAGGACUAACACCUUUAGCAAAAUUACUCCAAUAUACACACAAUGAUCACGACUUUCAUACAAAAACAAGGCUUAGUAUAGCAAAGGAGCUUACUUCUAUUGGAUUUCGAAUGUGCCAUCCUCGUCGAAAACAGACGUCACAUUCAUCCUGCAGCAGACGAGACAAAUCUUACGAUAGAUAUCACGCGAUCAAAUUGUCUCUGAAAUCACCACCGCGUUUACAAAGUAUCACCCGAUUGACUAUUAGAGAAUCGCUUACUCAUGGAAGAUAUGUGCAAAAAGAGAUUGAUAAUCUGGAACUUCCAUUCCAUUUGAAAUCGUUUAUCAUGUUUAAAGAUAUGAGAUUUUAAAUGGGUAUUUCUGAAAUUCGGGAUAUAUAUUUGAACGAAAUGUGAAAUAACAAUGACAGAAUCUCGAGUAUUUCUUAAUGCUAGUCAAAAUGAGUGUUGUUGCAUAUGCCUUAUACUUGAAGUCUUACAUAUGACACUAGUCAAUUACAAAUGUAGAAUCUCACGUUAAAUUAUUUUAUACAAUGCUUUUUAGUAAUAUGUAAAAUUCUCACUGCCACGGUUGUGCUAUGAUCACAUUUGCUAGUCUACGUGUUUUAUUGUUAAUCAAUUCAUAUUUUAUUAUAUCAAUACUAUUAUAAUAGUACUCCAUAUAGGGUCUUUUUUGUCUCUCAACAAAAUGUAUAUUGAUGGUCUAUUUCUAUUUCAUUUAACGUUUUGUUCAAAUAUUUGCUGCCAGAAUAUUGUUUUCAAUAUUUGCUAGUCAAAUUCAGGUGAAUGUAUGAUUUAAAAAAGUCUUUUUGAUAUUAAGAAUAGACAUUGAAGAGGCGCCUUUUAAAUUUCAAUACUAUCCUUGUUAUUUAAAAAAAUUGUCUUUUAAUUUUGCAAAGGUUUCGUUAAGCAAGCCUUCAACCUUUUUAGUAGCAUUUUUCAAAUUUGUAUGAACAUGAUGACAAAUAUAAGAAAAUAUAUAAGAAAAGAUCCAAGAGUGUGUUAAUUUCUGUAUUUAUUAGAAAUAAAUUAUCUGAAAGAAUAACCACAUAAAUCUAUAACCAUGAGAUUAAAUGUCUGUAUGAUAUUGCGUAUGUCUGACAAUUAGUCAUCAAUAUUUGCACAUGACUUUGCGGGUUGUAAUCUGUCGUUGAUCUUUACCUCUGUAAUGACAAGCAAACUAUAACCACAAGACAUGCUAGAAGUUAGUGACUGAAGAACAAUUAAGUUAAACAGAUUUGUUAAUACUACUGAGUUAUUAGACAAAACGGUUUAUAUUUCACCACAGGUUUAUACGAAAAUUUAAAAUCACAUUUGCUUACAUAUAUACCAACAGUACUACAACAUCUCAUUUGCACUGACAUUAAUCAAAUUAAGAUACUUCUUACAGUCACCAAAAGCUUCAACAGUUUAAUUUGAUUCAACUCCCCAUUUAACUUAAAAAUGUAUAUCUAUUGGUGUUGUACAUUAUCAUUUAUUAAAAGCAUAAAACAUCGUUACUUCAGACAAUGGCAUGAACUAAUGUUUCAAAUGAAAAAAAUAUAAAUGAAUAUCAUUUGUCAAAUAUUUAAUUAAAUGCAAACUUACAACCUGUAAAAAGACAUGAAAAAUCGAACGUCAAGAAAUAUCACCAGACACAAAACGAACAUGUUGACUCAAUUGGUUUUCUUUCCACUUAAAACACAUUAGAAAUAUAUUGCUCUUGUCUUAUACAAGAUUAAUAUCAUACUUCAUACUUAUACUAUCUUUCAAAGGCACUUCAAAAUAACUUCAAUAUGAACGUUUAUAUGCAACCAAACUUUCCUGUUCUUUAGCCUAUAAUAAGAUUGUUUGCGAAGUCAAUUGAAGAGUGCAAAGUACAACUAAGUUCAUGUUUUACGUUGACUUUUUAGAGUUUGAACAUUAUAAUAGCCGUUUUUUUCUUUUUGGUAUUGAAAUCAUAUAUAUCUCAAGAUGUCAAUUUUGUAAAAGCACUACCUUGGAAAUGUUCUUGGUUCAUUUCAAAGUUAUAUAUUUUCAAAUUAAAGCAUUUAGUAUAAACGCAAUUAUUGUCGUAUGUAUUAACAUAUUUAUUAAAAGUUCACAUACAUUAUCAAAUCAUACAAUACAGUAAUAUAUCUUUGUGCUCUACAAAUAAUGAUGUCAUAGUUACUGAAUAAAAAAAAUCACGUCCAAGUGUUUGUAUGUAUU